GGCCCGCAGCCCCGGGCGGGGGCUCGGCGCGGGCCCGCGAGAUGCCGGUGUCGGCGGCCCGAGAGGCUGCAGCUGCAGCGGCGGGGGAGGAGGCGGCAGAGGCGGCGGCUGUGCCCGGGAGGGGGGCGGCGUGGGGGGCCGGCGCGUAGCCGGGACCAUGGAGGGGCAGAGUGGCCGCUGCAAGAUCGUAGUGGUGGGGGACGCGGAGUGCGGCAAGACAGCGCUGCUGCAGGUGUUCGCCAAGGACGCCUACCCCGGGAGUUAUGUCCCCACAGUGUUUGAGAACUACACUGCCAGCUUCGAGAUCGACAAGCGCCGCAUUGAGCUCAACAUGUGGGAUACUUCAGGUUCCUCUUACUAUGACAAUGUCCGGCCUCUGGCCUACCCGGAUUCUGACGCUGUGCUCAUCUGCUUCGACAUUAGCCGGCCAGAAACACUGGACAGUGUCCUCAAGAAGUGGCAAGGAGAGACUCAGGAGUUUUGCCCCAACGCCAAGGUGGUGCUGGUUGGCUGUAAGCUGGACAUGCGGACUGACCUGGCCACACUGAGGGAGCUAUCCAAGCAGAGACUUAUCCCAGUCACACAUGAGCAGGGUACUGUGCUGGCCAAGCAGGUGGGAGCUGUGUCCUACGUGGAAUGCUCCUCCCGAUCUUCCGAGCGCAGUGUCAGGGAUGUCUUCCAUGUGGCCACAGUGGCUUCUCUCGGCCGUGGCCAUAGGCAGCUACGCCGUACUGACUCUCGCCGGGGACUGCAGCGAUCCACUCAACUGUCAGGACGGCCAGAGCGGGGAAACGAGGGCGAGAUGCAUAAGGAUCGAGCCAAGAGCUGUAACCUCAUGUGAGGGGUUGCGGUGGGGCAGAGAGGGAGGAGGGCUGGGUGAGAGACACGGUUGUUCCCGUGUAUGCUCCUGGACCUUUUGACCUCCUGACCCUGGCUGGAAGGGCAGGGCAGGCAGAGGAGCAAUUCUGGUUGGAGGAGCUAGAGGAUAGAAGGAUGUCACCCCUCACCCCCAUUCUCCACAUCCUUAUCCCUUCUCUGCUGCCAGCUGAGAGAGCUAACAGGGUGGCAUCUGGUACAUGAACGUGGAUAGGGCAGGUGAAUGACUUUGGUUGAGUCUCCUAUAUGAAGUGUAUCUUCCUUGCACACCCUGGUCCCCAUAUCCCGUCUGCCUUCCCUAAGGAAAGUGUCCAUUUGAUGACCUUCUCUGUCUCUCCCCUCACUUCCACAUCUGCUCUUGUCCAUGCUAACCUUCAGGCAACAUGCACUAAAUUUUAAAGCAAGAAGCUCUUUCCUCCUAUCCACCCGCCGACCAGUUCUAGCUUGCCCUUUCUCCAGCAGUCCGCAAAUAAAGCCCAUGACCAUGGAAAACA
Molecule: messenger RNA, 1370 nt
Organism: Mus pahari (shrew mouse)
Lineage: Eukaryota; Metazoa; Chordata; Mammalia; Rodentia; Muridae
Gene: Rnd2
Product: Rho family GTPase 2
Exons: 5
Coding region: 158-841 (227 amino acids)
Biological process (GO): small GTPase-mediated signal transduction
Molecular function (GO): GTP binding; GTPase activity
Source: RefSeq, a predicted model, not a curated record